Molecule: messenger RNA, 2224 nt
Organism: Cuscuta europaea
Lineage: Eukaryota; Viridiplantae; Streptophyta; Magnoliopsida; Solanales; Convolvulaceae
Source: the annotation of a GenBank genome assembly
UUCAUAAAUAAGUCUUAUUAUUCCUUACAUAAGACUACUUGUUACAUUUUGCCCUUCAUUUAACUAAAUAGAAAUUGCUCUAAAUAGGAGCAAAAAUGUUUUGAAAUUCUAAAAUAGGAGUAUCAUGUUUUUUAUUCCUGAAUAGGAGUAAUCUGCCAAGUUUGGGAAAAAAUGUCAUGUUUUAAAGCCUAAUAAUGCCAAACUUGGCAGAAAUUUACUCUUAUUCAAAGAAUAAAAGACAUGAUACUCCUAUUUUGGAAUUUCAAAACUUUUAUACUCCUGUAUAGGGAAUUCUCUCUUAACUAAAUCCUCGAAUAUGUCGUUGACUCCAACAUCCAGAUGCGCAGAUGCCAUCUGCGAUGAAGAAUUCCCAGAUGCCCAGAAACCAUCCGCUAUUUUCCGAUCUUCCAAAGCCAUAUUGUCCGAUGAAGCCGGUUUGGAUUGUUCUCCUUCCGGUCCUUGAACUUCUGAGGUUGACCAUCCAUCAGACCCUUCAUAUGACUCACCAAUAACUUGUAUGAACGAAGUGACCACGGACACUUCUUGAAUUCCUCUAAAUCAUUCACCAGUCUGAUAGAGGAUGCAUUUAUCCUCGUAGUGUUGUCCUUAGCAAGCAACACACACUCAAUAUAGAACAAGGAGGCCAACUUUACAGCAUCCAUCUGAUCACGACGUUUGGAAAGUUUCAGUUUCUCAAAUUUGUUCUUCAAAUUGACGUGUGUAAUGUCGACUGAGCCACCUAAAUACUUCUUAGCAAUGGCCCUACUGGUUCAGCUUCAUCGCCAGAUUCUUGUCCUGAAACAUCACCUGCAGCUGCUACUGGUUCAGCACCCGCUGGUAAUCCACUUAUGCGGCAAAAAUCCACAUAAGUAAACUUAUACAGUGUACCCCCAAUGGCAAACCACAGCUCCUCAUCAGGUUGCUCCUGCACAAGGUGUAAGGCCAGCAUGUGAAAGACUUGGCCAGAGAAUUGUGUGGGUGGGAUGUCAAUAAGAUGGCCCCAUGGUAAAGCGCGAAAAAUUUCUAUUUCUGUUGCAGAUAAGCUGCUUUGUACCCAUUUGGCAGCAUUUCUAAAGUUUGAACACACCGAAUACUGGGCAGGGAAGUAGUCAUGACUGGGAAUGCGUAACUUCAGGGCUCUGGCAGUUGGAAGAACAAUAAAUUAUUAGGGCAGACAGACAAAAGAUGUGGAGAGGAUGAGCGGCCUCUGGACGAGUUGCUCGUUUUGCAGCUUGGAGUAGAACACGGCAAUACGAGCAGUAGCCUAUAUUCGGCCUCUAGAGUUUCUGCAAACUUGUUUGAUUAUGAAGAAAAAAGAUGCAAGAAGCAGAAACAUUGCAUCCCAAGAGAAGAAGAAUGUUAAUGGAUCCUGAAAUGGAGGCAGAUGAUCUUUCCUUCUCACGUUCUCAACGCUCAUCAUCUUCUUCUUCUCAGUCCGAUCAAGAGCCAACGAGCGCCUUGAAGCUCAGCCCAGCUGGCCCAACCACCACUGCUGCUGCUCCUGAACAUCAGUUUCCUUUGUUUCAUAAGCAUAGCUUCUCACCUAAGACUACCCAAACUAACCUCGUUAAGAGAGUUGGAACUGAGCAUCAUAUUACGCUACCCUCGAGUCAUAUUAACGGGUUUAACCGCGUGUUAUUCCCUAUAACCGAGAGCAAACCUGUGGAGACCAGGCAGAACCCAAGCUUGGUAAGUAACAAUUUUUAAUAUAAAGGGUCAUUUCGGAUGCGUAAAUGGGAAAUAUGCAUUACGAAUAACUGCCACGGUUAACGGGAAGGUCUUCAGAGGCGUCCUCUUUGCCACGGGAUGAUGAUGAUGAUGAUGACCUAAUACCGAGUCGCGGGGCCCGUCUCGGUGGUAACCACUGCUCACUACACCCGUCCCCAGUCGCUUUCAAUCACGCAAGCAAUACACGUGUGAAAAUUGCCAAUUUUUCUUCUAGGAGUCAACCUCUGCUGGCAGUACAAAUGCCAAGUGAUCAAGACCUUUAUCAGAGGUUUCGGAGAGUUCCAGGGGGUGUUUGACUGAUAAGUGUAGGAUUGUAACAUUUGAUUCCAAAUAAGGCAACUUUUUCCUGGUUUUCUCUAAUAGCUUAUACAAAUUCCUUCAUCAACUUGGGAUUAAAUUGUGAACCCUAACAUGUAAAUCCCAGCUAAGCUAAACUACUUUAAUUUCUUGAUUCGAUCAUCUCUCGUUUGUUAUUACUACUACACCAUUUUCUAAU